AGUGAGGCUUGGUGGCUCACACUUAUAAUCCCAGCACUAGAGAUCUGAAGACAGGAGGAUUGGCCGUUUAGGGUCGACCUUGUUUACGUAGCAGAUUGGAAGAAACCAAGCCUCCUGGUAUCUUCGCCCCACCACAUGGCUAUAUGACUUUGGCUUUCAAGAUCCUCUUCCCGAGAAAAAAACUGUGCCUGUUCCCAGAACAGAAGCAUUGGCCUGUCAUAAGACAGUUCAGCCAGUGGUCAGAAACAGACCUUCGUGGGUGCUGCCUCCUCCAGAGAAGAAAGCCUGCCCUAUCUUUCCAGGGAGGUCAUCUAAGACCACGUGCCACCCACCUUGUUUUCUUCCCAGGGUCGCAUGUGGGACUCUGUACUGGCCCCUGUGAGAUGGCGGAGCAGCGGUUCUGUGUGGACUAUGCCAAGAGGGGUACAGCUGGCUGCAAGAAAUGCAAGGAGAAGAUUAUAAAGGGCGUAUGCCGCAUUGGCAAAGUGGUGCCCAAUCCCUUCUCAGAGUCUGGGGGCGAUAUGAAAGAGUGGUACCAUAUUAAGUGCAUAUUUGAGAAACUGGAGCGGGCUCGGGCUACCACAAAAAAAAUCGAAGACCUCACAGAGCUGGAAGGCUGGGAAGAACUGGAAGAUAACGAAAAGGAGCAGAUCAGCCAGCUCAUUGCAGACCUGUCUUCUAAGGCAGCUGGGACACCAAAGAAGAAAACCGCUGUCCAGGGUAAGCUGACAACCACUGGCCAAGUGACAUCCCCAGUGAAAGGUGCUUCGUUUGUCACCAGUACCAAUCCCCGGAAAUUUUCUGGAUUUUCAGCAGCCAAAACCAACAACUCUGAGCAAGGUUCCUCCAGCCCUGCCCCUAAGACAAGUCUGUCGGCAAGUAAAUGUGACCCUAAGCACAAAGACUGUCUACUACGAGAAUUCCGGAAGCUGUGUGCCAUGGUGGCUGAAAAUCCUAGCUACAAUACAAAGACCCAGAUCAUCCAGGACUUCUUGCAGAAAGGCUCUACAGGAGAUGGCUUCCACGGUGAUGUGUACCUAACAGUGAAGCUGCUGCUGCCGGGAGUCAUUAAGAGUGUUUACAACUUGAACGAUAAGCAGAUUGUGAAACUUUUUAGCCGAAUUUUUAACUGCAACCCAGAUGAUAUGGCCCGGGACCUAGAACAGGGUGACGUGUCAGAGACGAUCAGAGUCUUCUUUGAGCAGAGCAAGUCUUUCCCCCCAGCUGCCAAAAGCCUCCUCACCAUCCAGGAAGUGGAUGCCUUCCUCCUGCACCUCUCCAAGCUCACCAAAGAGGAUGAGCAGCAGCAGGCCCUACAGGACAUUGCCUCCAGGUGUACAGCCAAUGACCUUAAAUGCAUCAUUCGGCUAAUCAAACAUGAUCUGAAGAUGAACUCGGGUGCAAAGCAUGUGUUAGAUGCCCUUGACCCCAAUGCUUAUGAAGCCUUCAAAGCCUCACGCAACCUGCAGGAUGUGGUGGAGCGGGUCCUUCACAAUGAGCAGGAGGUGAAGAAGGACCCAGGCCGGCGACGGGCUCUGAGUGUUCAGGCCUCACUGAUGACUCCUGUGCAGCCCAUGCUGGCUGAGGCCUGCAAGUCCAUCGAGUAUGCAAUGAAGAAGUGUCCCAAUGGCAUGUUCUCUGAGAUCAAGUACGAUGGUGAGCGAGUCCAGGUGCAUAAGAAGGGGGACCACUUCAGCUACUUCAGCCGCAGUCUCAAGCCUGUCCUGCCUCACAAGGUGGCCCACUUUAAGGACUACAUCCCCAAAGCCUUUCCUGGGGGUCAGAGCAUGAUCUUGGAUUCCGAGGUGCUCCUGAUUGACAACAACACUGGCAAACCACUGCCCUUUGGGACUCUGGGAGUGCACAAGAAAGCUGCCUUCCAGGAUGCUAAUGUCUGCCUGUUUGUUUUUGAUUGUAUCUACUUUAAUGAUGUCAGCUUGAUGGACAGGCCUCUCUGUGAGCGAAGGAAGUUUCUUCAUGACAACAUGGUUGAAAUCCAGAACCGGAUCAUGUUCUCAGAAAUGAAGCAAGUCACAAAAGCCUCAGACCUGGCUGACAUGAUAAACCGGGUGAUCCGAGAGGGCUUAGAAGGGCUAGUGCUGAAGGAUGUGAAGGGUACAUAUGAGCCUGGGAAGCGGCACUGGCUGAAAGUUAAGAAAGAUUAUUUGAAUGAGGGGGCCAUGGCUGAUACAGCUGAUCUGGUGGUUCUUGGGGCCUUUUAUGGACAAGGGAGCAAAGGUGGCAUGAUGUCCAUCUUCCUCAUGGGCUGCUAUGACCCUGACAGCCAGAAGUGGUGCACUGUUACCAAAUGUGCUGGAGGCCAUGAUGAUGCCACACUUGCCCGCCUGCAGAAGGAGCUAGAUAUGGUGAAGAUCAGCAAGGAUCCCAGCAAGAUACCUAGUUGGCUGAAGAUCAACAAGAUCUACUACCCUGACUUCAUUGUUCCAGACCCAAAGAAAGCUGCUGUGUGGGAGAUCACAGGGGCAGAAUUCUCCAAAUCUGAGGCUCACACUGCUGAUGGGAUCUCCAUCCGAUUUCCUCGAUGCACUCGAAUCCGGGACGACAAGGACUGGAAAUCUGCCACUAACCUCCCCCAACUCAAGGAACUGUACCAGCUGUCCAAAGAAAAGGCAGACUUCGCUGUAGUGGCUGGAGAGGAGGGGAAUUCCGCUACUGGAGAUAGCAGUGGCGAGAAUGAAGGCACUGCUGGGUCUGCUGCGGCCCCCAAGGCCCCUCCUAGUAAGUCCUACAGUGGCAAGAAGGCUGAACAGAAGCUGAAUAACCCCAAUAGCAGAGGUGGCAACAAGGUGAGUCCAAAGCCUUCCCCCAUGAAACCAGGAGACAAGCUGGCUGUGAAGUCUUCUCCAGUGAAAGUGGGGGUGAAGAGGAAAGCUGAUGAUGAGACCCAAUGCCCAACAAAGGUGCUGUUGGAUGUCUUCACCGGGGUACGGCUCUACUUGCCACCUUCCACACCAGACUUCAGACAGCUCAAACGCUACUUUGUGGCAUUCAAUGGGGACCUGGUACAAGAAUUUGACAUGGCCUCAGCCACACAUGUGCUGGGUAACAGGGACGACAACACCGAGGCCCAGCUGGUCUCUCCAGAGUGGAUUUGGGCAUGUAUCCGGAAACGGAGGCUGAUAGCUCCCUGCUAGAACUUUGGUCUUCCUCUUUGGGCUGUCCUCACCUGCCCACUCUACUACUACCUGAGGCUCAGCCUGGAUGGCAGGGCCUUCGCUAAUCAGUGUACUUUCUUACACCCUCCAACCCUUCAUGGUCCCUUCAGGAGUUAGUUGCUGUGGGCACAAGCAAUUCUCUUGCUAGUUUAACUAGAUCUUUCAGAUCUGGGCACUAGCUUUGUCUUCUUGUUGAAAAAGAAGCCAACCUUAGUUAUUUGAGGUGCUGAUAACCAACCUGUACCCUUACACAUGCUAGGCACAGUGUUCUGCCAUUGAACUACAAUUUUGUAAGAAAAUUUAAGCCAGGCAUGGUAGUGCAUGAAGAGCAAGAAGUCAGGAUCGAAAGACAUCCUUUCCCCCCCAGUCCCCACCUCCAGUUUUCCUCAGUGACUAGGGAAUGAAGGCUGAGCAGAAUCUGCUUUCCGUGUCUGCUCCUUUUCACUGCACAUGCAUCUUAGAAGCUGUAUUUAAGCUGUCCUCAGACACUUCUUAUGUGGGGCAAAACCUCCAUUAUGCCUGAUCCCUUUGCUGGGGUGAACCCUCAUGUGAAAAAACAAGUGUACUCCAGUGAUUGUAGUUUCCAGGUUCCAGCUUGGAAGGAGAGGCUGUCAGCUAUAGGAAAAGUGGCCUCCUUGGAGACAAGAGACUUCAUGGAGGAGGAUUUGCCUCCUCAAAAUCUGGACAACUCAGGAGUACAGAGCCAUAGCCAGGAAACUCUACACACCCUGCUUACCAAGGCUGGCCCCUGUGCCACCUGUGGCAGAUGUACUUGAAAGGCAAAAGAUAAUUACUUUGUAUAACUGUAUACAGUGGAAGUGUCCUAAACUAGCCUCAUCUGGUUCUCGAGUCCUUGAAAUGUGACACUGAAACCCUCAUUUUAAGACAACUUCAAAUGGUCUCAAGUCACCAGUGACAGUCACAUACCAUCUGAGCAUCAGUUCCCCAAGAGGAAGGGGCAGAGGCAUGGAACCACCUGGUACAGAUGUUAUCUGAGAGGUCUGGCUUGCCACCUUACAUGUCGAAGUCACGCUUGGCUCUGAGCAUGGGCUUCUCCAGGUACUGUGGUAGACUAGCUUCCAAGUCUAUGCUGUGCCACCUCUUGAAGAUCAAUUCUCUGUUCUUCUAACCAACUCAACAGGGUUAUCUGUAAUCUCCUAUAGGCUAGGUCACUAUGACCAAACCUCUUAAACACUUGUGUGGAUCUCUAAGAUACAAACCUACCACCCCAUGUAUUCCCAAUACCCUACUAGGAAGUUGCUUACUAAUCUGGCUUUGCCUUUCACCUGUUUAAAAUGUGCAGAGGGAAGACACAGUGAGUAUAAGAUGCUCUGACAACUAGGGCAGUGUGGGUACCACCAUCUGGUAAAUAAGAUACUUUUUAAUCCAUCCUCAAAGAAAAAGACUGCUUUUUGCUUUGAGUACUUGCCUGCAUAGAUCUCCAACUUCCUUGGACCAAGCAGCUGGGUAGAGCAUCAAAGACAAUUCUUCCCCACCACACAGAGCCGAAAGUUCAGCCCUUUGUCCCUUGAAUGCCUUACUAUGUAUUCACUCCAAUUCACUAUCCAGUGUUUAUAUGUUUCUUCCGGUCUUUCUGACAUACUUCUCUCUGCAGGGAGAUUUGGACUGUAUGCACACCUUAAGUAUCUUUUCCUGUCUUUCCACCCAACCCUAAGCAAUAUUACUCUAAACCUCCCUGCUCUCUUCGGCCUUUGUUUACAUAGUGCCAGCCAUGAGUGGUCAUCACUGGAUGCUAAACAGGUCAGCCAUUAGCAAGAUUUAUUCCCUUUCAAGAGACAGGAUAGACUCCGUUCUCAUUCAGUUCUCCAGGAGGUAAUACACUCCUCUGCCCUCAGGCACCUGGUCGGGUAAGUUAGUAUAGGCCUGUGCCUAUUUUGCAGUUUGCUCUUUAGGCUGGGUCAACCUUUGAGCCAUUCUUGUCUGUCACAACUACAUCCAAAAGCUACUAUUUCAGAGUAACCAGGAAACUUAACUGGCUACCUAGCUGUCCUGAGAUUCCUUUCCACUUAGCUCUUGAAGGCCCUUUUCCAGUGGGACGGUGUAAAUAACCCACAUGGUGCUUCCCAUUUGCUCUUGAGAAUCGUCCUUACACUAGCUCCGUUUCUAGUCGACACAGUUUCUCCAUACACUUGUGAUUGUAGGCAGUCACAGCAUGCCGCAGGGGUGCCUUGACUGAGACCAGGCGACCCAAGCAUAUCCAUAAGUGGAAUGCAAUCCCUGAAGACAGUAGCUCUGUGCAUGUGGCCUGAUGCUUGCCUACAUUCACUAGUACUUUGAGGCCUCUGGCAUCAUCCCCACACCAGAUGGGACAGCAUCUGUAUUUAAACUUUAUUACAAAAUUAUAAAGCAGAGCUCUGUAACAAAAAAUACACAUUUGGGUUUGCUUUUUUAACACCCAGGUGAGAAAUCUUAAUAUAAGCCACUUGGAGCAACACAUUCACAUCCAAGAGAUUUUAACAAAUUUGUACAAUAUAGACUAUUAAUUCCUUUACAGCUUAUUAGUUUAGAACCAGCUAUUCCAACCAAUGAACCAGUUAGCUGUCUGUCUUUUAAAACUAAGUGUCAACUGAAAUCUUGGCGCAAUCACAUCAAAAUCCAGACUAGUUGAAAGGAUUAGGUGUUUCCAUGUUAAUUAAGACCAAGGAUCCAUGAAGAACAGAAAGGGGCUCAAGUAUUUAUAUAUUAAAAAAAAAAAAAGGUUUUCUACCUGGGUUAGAUGUUAACGGGGAUGGAAUCUUAGAAUUCCAACUUUUAUUUGGUGUAACAAUAAAAAAGUUGUUUGACA
Molecule: messenger RNA, 5982 nt
Organism: Mesocricetus auratus (golden hamster)
Lineage: Eukaryota; Metazoa; Chordata; Mammalia; Rodentia; Cricetidae
Gene: Lig3
Product: DNA ligase 3
Exons: 20
Coding region: 144-3155 (1003 amino acids)
Biological process (GO): DNA recombination; DNA biosynthetic process; double-strand break repair via alternative nonhomologous end joining
Cellular component (GO): DNA ligase III-XRCC1 complex
Molecular function (GO): ATP binding; DNA binding; DNA ligase (ATP) activity
Source: RefSeq, a predicted model, not a curated record